GAAGUGCGAUGCCAGAAGCGGUUAGUUCAACUCGGUCCGACCGAGAGCGAAAGAUAACAACAACAAGCUGAAUGUUUUAACGACAUCAAAUGGGCUAUUUCAUGGCCGUUAGAAAACAUAACGCGGUUCCAGUUUUUGUAACUGUAGUUUGAAGUCGGUUUGCGCACCGAGACGGUACGAACAGGGCGAACACGUCGUCCUCGUGAUGGGGGACAAGGAGCUGAGUCUCAUCGACAAGAAUAUCACAAGUUUGCUGGAUAUUCCCCUGAGUCCCACUGUAACAUCACUCAAUCUGCACUGUAAUCACAUCCCGAGGAUCGAGGGCCUGACCUCAGCUUGGCACCUGCGGCACUUAGACCUUUCUUCCAAUUGCAUUUCCAAGAUUGAGGGUCUGACUUUCCUCACUUCCCUGAGGACAUUGAAUUUAUCCUGCAACUUAAUCACAAAGGUUGAAGGACUGAAAGGCCUGGUGAAUCUAACACGAUUAAGCUUGUCCUACAACCAGAUAAAUGACCUCACUGGGUUGUUGUAUCUGCAUGGUUCGGAGUACAAGCUGAAGCACCUCAGUCUCCAUAGCAACCACCUGGACCGCAUUGAUCACCUGCUGCAGUGCCUGCUGGGAUUGCAAAGCUUAAGAGAGGUGACUUUGAGCCAGGAUGGCAGAAGCAACCCUGUGUGUGGGUCACCAGGUUACAGGGAGAUUGUAAUGCAGUCGCUGCCACAGAUCUCCUUCCUGGACGGCUUGGAUCGACUGGGAAAUCCGUCACACCGAGGUCCUGGCAGUCUCUGUGAUAUCCCUGGUCUGGAGGACUAUGUGGACAUCCUGCUUUCCUCAGAUACAAGUCACAAUGAAAUUUGUAGAGAGGAUGGCCCUCUCACCACGCCCCACAUCAACAAGGUGCUGACCCAGUUUCGUCAGCGGGCUGCGUCUGAAGCAGUCACAGAUCCGGGCGCACAACCGGAACGCCAGUGCCUCCACACAGCUCAGUCCACUGUGGCCGAUCCUGCAGACCCCGCCAAUGAGGGACGCAUCAGGAAACUGGAGCACCAGGUGUCGCAGCUCAUCCAGCAGGCCCCUGCGGGUGACAAAUCCAUUGACUCCACUCCUUCUGCGGUGACAUUACGAAAAGCCAAGAGGGACACGGAUCGCACGUCAGAGAGUGAGUGUGACAGCGGGAAGGAGAACAGGAGGUGCAGCAGAAUCCCCAAACAUCGUAACAACAUAGAAAGGAGGAUGACCAGCAAGGAGACCAGACACAGGAGAUCAGACAGUGAUCAGGAGAAUUGUAAACAGAGGAGUUCAAAGUCUGCUGCGGGGCCCAGGAGGAAGCCUGGCGACACAGGGGGUGUAAACGCAGCAGGGUCAUCGAGGAGUGGACCUUUGAGAGCUGCAAAGGCCUCAGGCGAUGUGAAAAGCAAGUCCACUGCGGAGGAGGAAACCUACAGGACUAUUGUUGAGGAGCGUGACCAGGAGCGGGAGAGGCGUUGGAAGGCCGAGCAGGCUGUGAGGAAGCUAAUGGAGGAGCUGAAGUGCCUCCAGACAAAGGUCAGCGAGGAGAAAGACCUUCAGAGCAUGGCCCUGCACACCACAGACAGACUGAAGGAGUUGUUGCUGAAGGAGCGAUCAGGGCACUCUGAACUGCAGACUCGUGUUGAGGAGCUGGAGGAGAGGCGUCAGUCACUAACCCUGCAGCUGGAGAAGGCUCGCGGCAGUGAAGAACAACACAAGACUGCGCUGCACCGACUGGAGGAAAGCAUUUCCCAUGGAGAGGCACUCAGGGCUCGCCAGCAGGCUGAAGAGAUGAAGCGGCAGCAGGAUCUGGAAAACAAGGCCGCAGCUCUGAAGAGGGAGUUGGACAUUCAGAGAGCCUCCGUACGCCAGCACAGAGACAAACUGCAGCAGCUGCAUGAACUGCUGGCGUCCAGAGAACAAGAGCACAGAAAGCAGCUGGAGUCGCGGUUGCAGCCCGGCGGGGCGGAUUUCUGUGAGGCAGUGGCGAAAGAAGUAGCAUCAGUGGAACAGAGACUCGGUCACAGGGAGGCAGAGCUGCAGGAGAAACUGGCGGAUGGCAGGAAACAGUACGCGGCUCUGGAGGACGAGUUCCGCAUGGCGUUAACCAUCGAGGCCGCUCGCUUCUCUGAGGUGAAGGAGGCUUGUGAUCAGAUGGCCACAGAGCUGAUGGUGCUCAAGGCGUCCCUCGGCCAGUCCCAGCAGAGGGAGAAGAGAUCUGGCUCUUUGGUGCAGGAGCUCACAGCCAUGGUCAAAGAACAGAAGAGCCGUAUCGCUGAGCUCAUCAAAGCCAAGAGAGACACUGUCAAUGAUCUAAAGAGCCGUCUGCAUUCCUUGGAAGCAGAGGCUGAGCAGGACCGGCGUCUCAGCCUGCAGCUCGAGUUGCUCAAGAAAGACAAGGCGCGGCUUCUGUCUCAGCUCACAGCACAAGAGUCGGUGAUAGACGGCCUCAGGGCAGAGAGGCGGAUCUGGGGCCAGGAGCUCGCUCAGCAAGGAGUGUCUUUAGCUCAGGAUCGUGGGCGCCUGGAGGCCAGGAUAGAGGUGCUGAGCACUGAGCUCGAGACACAGAAGAAACAGAAUGUGGGGGACAAUGAUGCCCUCAAAAUCAAGGCCAAAAUCAUUGAUGACCAGACGGAGACCAUCCGCAAACUCAAAGAGGCUCUGCAGGAGCGUGACGAUCAGAUCCGAAGGCUGCGUGAGGAGGCAGUCCAGGCCCAGAAGAGGUUCCAGCAGCAGCAGGAGGAGGACAAAGCCCGGCAGGCUGAGCUGAGGGAGCGGCUGGAACACCUCAGCCUGCGCAAGGAGGAGCUGAAACAGCAGCUGGAGGACAAAGAGACCGAGCUCGAGGAGAUCAAAAGAGUUCACAGUGUUUCCAGUCAGAAGUGGCAGGAGAAGGCAGACCUGCUCACUCGGUUGGAGAGCCAGGUGAAACGCAUGAAGGAGAACUUUGAUUCCAAGGAACGCUCGCUGCUCGAAGAAAGAGACAAAGCAACGGAAGCACAAAAAGCUGCCGUAGAGAAGUUACACUGUGUGGAUGAUGCCUUCCGGCGACAGCUGGAGUCUGUCCAGGCUGCUCAUCAAGCUGAGCUGCUACGGCAAGCUCAUGAAAAGCAGAAACAGAUAGAACGAGCCAAUCAGAAGGUAUUUGACGUGGAGGAUGAGAUGCGUCAGCUUCUGGAGGAGACAGAAACUACCAAGAGACUCAUGGAAGAGAAAAUGAAACGUCUCACAAGUGUACUGAAAGACUUUUGACCCAUAAAAUACGUCCUGUUUUGCGCCCACUGAAAUGUAUAGAUUGAAACACUGGAUUUGUAUUUUUCUUUAUGCAAUUACAAUUUACUAGUUUUUAUUUAUUAAUUUUAAUAUUGUUAUAGUUUUUAUAUCAUGAUUUAUCUAAUAAAUUUGCUCUUGAGCAUAA
This is a messenger RNA of Scophthalmus maximus (turbot), 3428 nucleotides long. It is a transcript of the gene lrrcc1, whose product is annotated as leucine rich repeat and coiled-coil centrosomal protein 1. Lineage: Eukaryota; Metazoa; Chordata; Actinopteri; Pleuronectiformes; Scophthalmidae. The transcript is spliced from 20 exons. Gene Ontology annotation, molecular function: protein binding. Gene Ontology annotation, cellular component: centrosome; cytoplasm. The record is from RefSeq and is a predicted model, not a curated record. The coding region runs from base 206 to 3262 and encodes 1018 amino acids.